Molecule: messenger RNA, 2679 nt
Organism: Dreissena polymorpha
Lineage: Eukaryota; Metazoa; Mollusca; Bivalvia; Myida; Dreissenidae
Product: ATP-dependent (S)-NAD(P)H-hydrate dehydratase-like
Exons: 9
Coding region: 107-1021 (304 amino acids)
Biological process (GO): metabolite repair
Molecular function (GO): ATP-dependent NAD(P)H-hydrate dehydratase activity
Source: RefSeq, a predicted model, not a curated record
UAAACGCACUAAAGAUGCAGACGCUUCAAGUCAUAAAAUAACAGAUAAAAAAAAAACUGUGAUCUUUUCUGAAUAUCUUCUUUUGAAAGAAUUGACAACUGUAGCAAUGCUGUCCGUAGCAAAUCUCAUAGCAUUUAUUGCAUCAAGAGGGCGAGGAUUUUCAGGAGGACCUCUUUUCCAACAGAGGUACCAGCACAAUUCACCUGGUUUAGUUGACAUGGUGAGGAGCUUCAUUCCAUCCCUGGUGGCUGAGUCACAUAAAGGAGAAUGUGGAAGGAUAGGAAUUGUUGGGGGCUGCAAAGAGUACACUGGUGCUCCAUAUUUUGCUGCAAUCUCUGCUUUAAAAGUGGGAGCUGACUUAUCCCACGUGUUCUGUGCCCAGGAGGCAGCCCCUGUGAUCAAGGCCUACAGUCCAGAGCUCAUAGUGCACCCCAUCCUAGAUAGUUCCAGUUGUGAGCGGGAGAUGUCUGAGUGGUUACCACGGUUACAUUCCGUUGUGCUAGGGCCAGGCAUGGGGCGCAGUGACGCUAUCGUCGCCAAUGCCCGCACCAUUAUUUCAAAAGUGAAGGAAAAAGGCAUUCCACUGGUUAUCGAUGCUGAUGGCUUGUUUGUUGUGACCCAGGACCCAUCAGUGAUUUCUGGAUACCAAGCUGCAAUACUCACACCUAACAUUGUUGAGUUUGCAAGACUGUACGAAAAAGUGGUUGGAGGCAAGCCUGAUGGUGUAGACCCUGCAGCGAGCGUCAAGACCCUGUCAUCCAGGCUGGGUAAUGUCACCAUCGUUCAGAAAGGGGCCAGUGACAUCAUCUCUGACGGGAAUCAAGUUCUAGUGUGCUCCAGUGAGGGGAGUGCCCGCAGGUGUGGAGGUCAAGGUGACCUGCUGUCAGGGUCGAUGGGUACGUUUGCAUACUGGGCACACCGGGCCUGCCAGGAGAACAUGUCUGUCAAACAUGUAGUGAGACAAGACUGUUUGAUGGACAGGGGGAGAGUGCACAAACCAUCACCCUACCUUGGUCAUUGAGUACAGAAACAUCACACCCUACCUUGGACAGGUUAAGGAGAUACAUCAACGGGAUCAUUGGAGAGCUGUGUAGCCAAUCAUCCUUGCUUGGUCAGAAAGCUGAUAUGUUUUGAUAGGGGUCAUAAGAUAUAUUGGCAUUUUUGCUAUUUUAAUGUUGCUGGUGAAAAGAACAAGGCGUUUGAUUUUAAGAAAUAAGUUUAUUUCAGUAGCUUCCUUUCAAGGAUAUGAAAUUUGUAAAAAUUUAACUGAAUGUAUAAAUAUUAAGCAUUGUUGCAUUGAUGAAUCCUCGGUCAUGUUGUCCAGAGAAACAGAUAAUCCUUAAUAUGAACUCAUGUUCUUUCAAAUUCAUAGCAUAAAAUUGGUCAUUAAGAUACAUAAUAAACCCCUUCUGUAAGCAUUUAAGUUUAUAGCCUUUCUCAUUUACCUGGGACCAUCUAUGGUUUUCAAAAUAUUAUCAUGUUGACUUAUAUCUUUUAUUGUACUCUUUACAAAUGAAAAGCCAUCAUGAUGAAAUUCCGAGUCUUGGAGCAAACCUCUUUUUCAUUAACGCUCCUAUGAUUGGUAUGCUGGAGAAUGGAAAACACAGCUUCCGGAAGAUUGUGAAUUGGACGUCUGCAGUGUCUGUAUGUGAAGUAUUAAACACAGUGUAAACAGUUAUAAGUGUAUGAGUGGUUCAUAUGGCACCAGCAUGUUGUUAUUAAAGUAUGCAUUCCAUACCAUUAUUGCAUUCAUAUAUAAAGAUAUUACAAAGAAAUGUAUGUUUUCCCUUUGAUCAAAGGCAUAAAAUGUAAGAAAAAUGUAUGUAAAUAGAGGCUCAUGGUAUCUUAGUAUUAGGCGAAGAAAUUUUGGUUGAAAUUAUUUGGUUAAUUUAAUGUUACAGCAUAUCACAGUAGACAUUUCAAGUUUGAUAAAGAAAUAAAUAAUUUAAAAUAUAAAUGGAUUUGACUGUCACUGCUAACUCAAUCGAUCAUGUGUUCAACAGUUUUCGCUUAUUAGUGAAUCCCUCCAAUGCAUCGUCCAAGGCCUGUCAUAACCUUGUUAUACAUAGUUAUUUCUUCAUCAAAGGUAUCUCUUUCAAAUUUAAAGGUUUUAUUAUGUCUUCAGCCACCUUUCAAGCUUCACGAUAUCAUUAGCAGAUGUUGGUGCAUGUGAAUUUUCUGAUUCAAACAAAGGCUACAUCAAAAAAAGCAAACACAUCAAGGUUUUUCAUUUAUCUUGCAGUACCUUUUACUAUAAUUUGUUUCUUUUUUCUGUGUUUUCUGUUCAACAAUCCUCAUUUCCCUAUUUGUGGAUGUAUUUCCUACACUUACAGCAGAAUAUUAUUAAUUACAGACUUGUUUGCAAUAUAAACAGAGGCUGUCUUUAUUUUGUAAACCAAUCCUUAGAAUGAAUGUUUCCUUCAUUCCUGUGCAUGUUCUUAUUGGAUGUUUUGACACUUGAUCUUGAUUCUAUGGGUUGCAGAUAUUUUCAGAUUGCUUCUUGUUCAUUUCCUCUGAGAUUGUUUAGGCAUAUUCAUCUUAAUUUGUUACGGUACAUUUUGUAGAUUUCCAAAUGUUCAUUUUCAUUGUGUCAUGGAGCAGCUACAUUGUUUUAUAUUUGAAUGUGUUACUUUUCUCACCAAUAGUGCCCUUUUUGCUACUUAAAAAAUAAUUUCUGCU